Messenger RNA from Thyridium curvatum, 351 nucleotides. RefSeq lists its product as uncharacterized. The transcript is spliced from 2 exons. NCBI's taxonomy places the organism in Eukaryota, Fungi, Ascomycota, Sordariomycetes, Thyridiales, Thyridiaceae. The record is from RefSeq and is a predicted model, not a curated record. Bases 1 to 351 code for a protein of 116 amino acids.
AUGGCGGCUCCCGGCCCUGCCGCAGCGCGCCUGCGCCGCUACGUCUACACGGGCGCCUUCGCGGCCAUCACCAUCGCCGGCACGAUUUACGGCGCCGGCCUCAAGACGCAGCAGGAAGUCAAAGUCACCAGACCGCUAAACUCGGGCUCAACCCAUCCCUGCACACAGGAGCGACAAAAGAUCGUCGAGGCCACGGCAGAAGACAAGAUCGCCAUGCUCGAGGACCGCAAGAAGGCGCUGAUACUGCAAAAGGCGCCGCUGGACCGCAAGCUCGAGGCGCUGAGGGAGAGGAUGAGGGCCAACAGCAGCGACAGCGACAGCGACAGCGACAGCUCCGGCUCCGGCCGGUGA